Messenger RNA from Postia placenta MAD-698-R-SB12, 724 nucleotides. RefSeq lists its product as hypothetical. NCBI's taxonomy places the organism in Eukaryota, Fungi, Basidiomycota, Agaricomycetes, Polyporales, Adustoporiaceae. The transcript has 8 exons. The coding region runs from base 1 to 657 and encodes 218 amino acids. The record is from RefSeq and is a predicted model, not a curated record. Gene Ontology annotation, molecular function: protein binding.
AUGUCUGAGAAAGUGCUCGACGGAACGCUUCAUCUGCCUCGCCAAUGUUCAAGCACGAACAAUCUAUACCCGUCUAGCGACGUCGGGUCAUCCACGCCAAACACGAGAUGGGCAACCUCGACUACAGACCACUCGAGUACUGUAGAUCCAGCGGAGGUCGAAGCCAUGCAAUGCCUGGAAGAGGGUACACAGAAACUUGAGGAAGGCGACGUGAAUUCCGCAAAGGAGCUAUACAAGCGCAGCGUAGACAUCAAGCGGACCGCGAGCUCGUUGUUCAACCUUGGGGUGACGCAUUACCACCUGAAGGAGUAUGACGAAGCCAUUGCUGCUUGGAAAGAGUCAAUAGCUUUGCAGCCCUCCAGCGCCGACGCUCACACCAACCUGGCAAGCGCAUAUAUCAUCUCUCCUGUGAGCCGACCAGACCUCGCUCUGCACCAUCUCAGUAUUGCAUCGUCUCUGUCGCCAGAAGACCCGGAGAUUGCUUUCAAUUACGCAGCCGUCCUUGAAGCUUGUGGCCGCCUUGAAGAUGCCCUCGCGCAAUACAAGCGCAGCAAGAAGUUCGGUGUCGAACGCGCAGCGGUCCAUAUCCGCAACGUCAGCGCGAAGAUCCUCGGGAAGCAGCUGACUGAAGUAGAGCAGGCAUCAGACGAGAAAUGAAAGCCUACCUGUUCACUCCGCUACAUCUAUCGCCAUCUGUUAGAGUUUAAUUAUAGUCCGCUUCAUC